GCCAUUGACUUCCGGUCGAAGCACAACACCCAAGAUGUCUGCUGCCACAGCUUCCCUCGUUUCCUACGCCAGCGAUUCCGAUUCGGAAAAUGAGACCGAAUCUGGUUCUAACCCCGACGCAGCCGAGUCUAUGGAUCCGGACGCAACGGCGCACCUUAAGCCUUUACAGUCUGGUCCGACGAUGACGUUAGCUGUCCUCAAUUUGGCCCCGGAAGUUGCCGUAAAGGAGUCCGUUGAGACCGGCGUACAUCUUGACCCUGCCCUGAAAGAAAUCAGUUAUAACCCAACAUUUGAAACCAUGUUUGCACCAGAGUUUGGGCCAGAAAACCCCUUUAAAACCCAACAGAUGGCUGCCCCAAGAAAUAUGUUGUCCGGCUAUGCAGAACCCGCUCACGUCAACGAUUUUAUGUUCGAACAGCAGCGACGGACCUUUUCAGUUUUAGGCUAUGCUUUAGAUCCAUCUGUUGACACGGACCAAAUAACUAACAGUAGUUACAUUGGAGCUGUGGAUGAGGCUGAGAAAAGAAAAGGCUUGACAGUGUUUGAGACUAGUUACAAGAAGACAGAUAAAAGGAAAAAGGUCAAAGGUGGUGAUGCAGGAGAGAUUGAAACAUUCCUUGGACCAUGGGCCAAAUAUGUUGAUGAGCAAGCGGUGGCCAAACCAACCGAGGAGGAAAAGAAAGAACUGGAUGAGAUAACCGCUAAAAGGCAAAAGAGGGGGAGGAAGGAAGAGGAAGCUCCAGCCGAGGAAAAGACUAUUCUUCAUGUUAAGGACAUGUACGAUUACCAGGGUAGAUCCUACCUACAUAUCCCUCAAGAUGUGGGCAUUAACCUGAGGUCCUCAGAAGCACCAGACAAGUGUUACCUGCCCAAGAAGCAAAUCCAUGUUUGGUCCGGACACACUAAGGGUGUCAGCGCCAUCCGACUGUUUCCCAGGUCUGGUCAUCUGCUACUUUCAUCCUCCAUGGACUGUAAGAUUAAGUUGUGGGAAGUGUACAAUGAGAGGAGGUGUUUACGGACUUUUGUUGGCCACAGCAAAGCGGUGCGAGACAUUUGCUUUAGCAACGCAGGGACAAAGUUCCUCAGCGCCGCCUAUGACCGCUACAUCAAACUGUGGGACACUGAGACAGGCCAGUGCAUUGCUCGCUUCACAAACAGAAAGGUUCCCUACUGCGUCAAGUUUAACCCAGAUGAGGAGAAACAGAAUCUGUUUGUGGCCGGCAUGUCCGAUAAGAAGAUCGUGCAGUGGGACAUCAGGACCAACGAGGUGGUUCAGGAGUACGACCGUCACUUGGGCGCCGUCAACACCAUCACGUUCGUGGAUGAGCAUCGUCGCUUUGUCAGCACGUCAGAUGACAAAAGUCUUCGUGUUUGGGAGUGGGACAUCCCCGUGGACUUCAAGUACAUCGCUGAGCCUAGCAUGCACUCCAUGCCAGCUGUGACACUCUCUCCCAAUGGUAAGUGGCUUGCGUGCCAGUCUAUGGACAAUCAGAUUCUGAUUUUUGGAGCCCAAAACCGCUUCAGACUGAACAAGAAGAAGAUCUUCAAGGGUCACAUGGUUGCUGGCUACGCUUGCCAGGUUGACUUCUCCCCUGACAUGAGCUAUGUGGUGUCUGGGGAUGCUGACGGAAAGCUGAACAUUUGGGACUGGAAGACAACCAAGCUGUACCACAGGAUCAAAGCUCACGACAAGGUGUGCAUUAGCGCUCUGUGGCAUCCUCACGAAACCUCUAAGGUUAUCACCUGCGGUUGGGAUGGACAGAUCAAAAUGUGGGAUUAAAAUGUUAGUAAGAGGGAGGUGUGGAUCUGGAAGGAUUGUUAGGUAUUGCGAAUGAAAGCCACAAGACUGGCAUCCAGUCUUAUUGUAGCAAUGUAUUUUUAUAUCCAUACAUGUAAAUUCAUAUUUCUGUAUAAAGAUUUGAAAACAUGCACUAUUUCUAGUGCUACCAGUGCAUAUAAGGAGCAUGGUGUUGGUGUAGUUGAGUUUUGAUUUGUUAAUUUGCAUUUUUUGGUGUAUUUUAUCCUUUGAGAACAGCUUCAUUUUCAAUGAUGACCAGCCUUGUGGAAAUAAACAAUCCAUCAAUUUUACCAAA
This is a messenger RNA of Nerophis ophidion (straightnose pipefish), 2093 nucleotides long. It is a transcript of the gene cdc40, whose product is annotated as cell division cycle 40 homolog (S. cerevisiae). Gene Ontology annotation, biological process: mRNA splicing, via spliceosome. NCBI's taxonomy places the organism in Eukaryota, Metazoa, Chordata, Actinopteri, Syngnathiformes, Syngnathidae. Bases 35 to 1780 code for a protein of 581 amino acids. Gene Ontology annotation, cellular component: catalytic step 2 spliceosome. Gene Ontology annotation, molecular function: mRNA binding; protein binding. The transcript has 15 exons. The record is from RefSeq and is a predicted model, not a curated record.